AGAUACAGCCAGGAACAGACAGACAGGAUGCGUAUGGACCUGGUGUGGCUGGCUGUGGUGUCUCUCUCCCUACCCCUGAUCUCAGAAUGCAAUCAGCUCUACAUUAUGUCAGCCCCUAACCUCCUGAGGGUGGGUACGCCAGAGAACGUGUUUGUGGAGGCACAGGACUAUACCGGUGGAGAUAUUGCCGUGCAACUUUUGGUGAAAGACUAUCCACGAAAGACCAGAACCAUAGUGUCCAAAAAUGUUGUUCUGACUGUGGCCAACAACUAUCAACUUCUAACAAGCAUAGAGAUUCCAAACUCAAAAGAUUUCUUUGAUGAAGAUCCCCUGGAGAAGCAGUAUGUUUACCUGCAGGCCCAGUUCCCUGGCAGUUUGCUGGAGAAAGUGGUACUGGUCUCCUUCCAGUCUGGCUAUAUAUUCAUUCAGACUGACAAGACCAUUUAUACCCCAGAUAACACAGUUCACUACAGGGUCUUCUGUUUAACACCUGCUUUACAACCUGCUGUAGGUGGGAUUUCGGUGGACAUUAUGACCCCAGAUAACAUUAUCCUUCACAGGGAAACAGUCUUUGCAAACAAAGGAGUUAAGUCUGCAACAUACAAACUGCCUGAAAUUGCCAGCCCAGGGACCUGGAAAGUAGUGGCUAGUUUCAUAAGCUCUCAACAGAAGAAUUUCACUGUUAAUUUUGAGGUUAAAGAAUAUGUUCUGCCCAGUUUUGAGAUUACCUUGGUGCCCAGAAACGCCUACUUCUACGCAGAUGAUCCUGAGCUCAAGGUCGAAAUAUUUUGCAAGUAUUUGUUUGGAAAGGAGGUGACAGGAACAGGUUUUGUAUUGUUUGGAGUGAUGCUCGAUGAGAAGAGAACUCUUCCUGGAUCCCUACAGAGAGUAGAGAUCAGAGAUGGCUUAGGUGAGGCUGUCCUAGAGAGAAAGCAUAUCCUACAAACCUUUCCUGACAUUAAACAGAUUAUUGGAAGGUCCAUAUACGUCUCUGUCAGUGUAUUAACACAAACUGGCAGUGAAAUGGUAGAGGCACAAAAGGGUGGCAUUCAGAUUGUGACAUCACCAUACACCAUUCAGUACAAGGGAACUCCCAAAUACUUUAAACCUGGAAUGCCAUUUGACGUCUCGGUCUAUGUAACCAACCCUGACCAAUCACCAGCAAAAGACGUUGAAGUGGUGGUUCAGCCUGGUGGAGUCACUGCUAGAACGAAAGCAAACGGGAUGGCAAAGGCUACAGUCAACUCCGAGGGAGGAUCCUCCAAACUGGACAUCUCUGUGAAGACUAAUCAUCCAGGCCUUCCGGAUGAGAGACAGGCGAGGAACAGCAUGUCUGCCUCUGCUUACACGACCAAAGGGGGCUCCAAAAACUACCUGCACAUUGGGGUAGAUGCCGCAGAACUCCAAAUCGGAGAUCAGCUCAAGGUCAACCUCAACCUGGGCAACAGUCCUGGAGUCCAGGAUCAAGAUUUCACCUAUAUGAUUCUUAGUAAAGGACAGAUUGUGAAAGUUAAGAGAUUUAAGAGGAAGGGCCAGGCUCUGGUGUCUUUAUCUUUAACAGUGACAAAGGACAUGGUUCCUGCUUUCCGUCUGGUGGCGUAUUACCACGUGGGCUCUUCAGAGGUUGUGUCUGACUCAGUCUGGGUUGACGUGAAGGACACCUGCAUGGGAACGCUGAAAGUGGAAGCUGUUCCUGCCAGGGACACAUACAGUCCUGGUAAACCUUUCAAUCUAAAGAUCUCUGGAGACCCUGGGGCCAAGGUUGGGCUGGUGGCUGUGGAUAAAGGAGUCUAUGUGCUCAACAACAAGAACAGACUCACCCAAACCAAGAUCUGGGACAUCAUUGAGAAACAUGACACUGGUUGUACGGCUGGUAGUGGUAAAGACAGUAUGGGAGUUUUCUAUGAUGCAGGACUGCUGUUUGAGUCCAAUACUGCAGGAGGCACUGCCUACAGAACGACACCACAGUGCCCCAGCCCCUCAAAGAGGAGACGUCGUGCUGUCACUAUUGUGGAGAUGACAAACAGAAUGGCGGGUAAAUACUCAGGCCUGUCAAAGCAGUGUUGUCUGGAUGGAAUGAGAGAGAAUAAACUGGGCUACACAUGUGAGAGGAGGUCAGAGUUCAUCAUUGAUGGGGACGAGUGUGUGAAGGCUUUCAUUCACUGCUGCAAGGAAAUGUCCACUCGCAAACAAGAGGCCAAGGAUGAACAGAUGCUUCUCGCUCGCAGUGAGGAAGAUGAUGACCUCUUUGUGGAUUCUGAUGACAUCACAUCACGUACUCAGUUCCCAGAGAGUUGGCUUUGGGAAGACGAACUGCUUCCUCAGUGUCCAGCAACUUCUAUUACCAAGAGCAGCUUCCUGAAAGAUUCCAUCACUACCUGGGAAAUCACAGCUAUCAGCCUGUCUCCAUCUCUUGGUAUCUGUGUGGCGAAUCAUUUACAGAUGGUUGUUUUUAAGUAUUUCUUCAUUGAUCUGAAGUUGCCUUAUUCAGCUGUGCGCAAUGAACAACUAGAGAUCAAAGCCAUCCUGCAUAACUACAAUGACUAUGACCUAGACAGGGUGCGAGUGGAGUUGAUAGAGACUGAACAUGUGUGUAGUUCUGCCAGCAAGAGGGGCAAAUAUCGCACAUAUGUAAAAGUGAAUAAAAUGUCUUCGCGUGCCGUGCCCUUCGUCAUCAUCCCGAUGAAGGAGGGAGAGCUCUCCAUCGAAGUGAAAGCCUCUGACACAGAAGGCCUCAGAGAUGGUGUCAGAAAAAAACUGCGUGUGGUGCCCGAAGGUGUACUAACCAAGGUUGAAGUGAAGAAUGUGGAGCUCAACCCAGUUAAACAUGGUGGUGAACACACUACAUUUCUCAGGAGUGAUAGACCAAGAGGUCAAGUGCCUGGCACCCCAGCUAGCACACACAUAUCAGUGACAGGUGAAGAGAUCAGCCAGACCCUUGAGCAGGCAAUCAGUGGAGACUUCAUGGGCUCCCUCAUCGUCCAGCCAGUGGGCUGUGGAGAACAAAAUAUGAUUUACAUGACCCUUCCCCUCAUCGCCACGCACUACCUGGACAACACCAAGCAGUGGGACCGUGUGGGACUGAACCGCCGAAACGAGGCCAUUAAACACAUCACCACUGGUUACCAGCGUGAGCUUGCCUAUCGUAAACCAGACGGUUCUUAUGCUGCAUGGAUCAAUAGAAAAAGCAGUACAUGGCUGACGGCGUAUGUAGCCAAAGUUUUUGCUAUGGCCAGCGACCUCAUCACUAUUCAGGAAAACGUGAUCUGCAGCGCCCUCAAGUGGUUGAUUCUGAAUGCACAACUUCCUGAUGGCAUGUUUAAAGAAGAUGCUCCUGUAAUCCAUGGGGAGAUGGUGGGCAACGUGCAAGGGAAAGAUGCUGAUGCGUCUCUGACAGCUUUUGUGCUCAUCGCUAUGCAGGAAGGCAGCAGGUUAUGUGAAAACAGCAUUGGUAGUCUUCCAAACUCUAUAGAGAGAUCUGUGAAGUAUUUAGAGCGCCGGCUGCCAUCUUUGAUGAAUCGUUAUGCUGUUGCGAUGUCGUCUUACGCACUGGCCAACGCAGGAAAACUUGAUAAAGACACUCUAAUGAGGCACUCAACUCAAAGACAAGAUGGCAUUUACUGGCAAGUCCCUGGUGGCCAUCAUUUCUCACUAGAGGCCACAGCCUAUGGCCUGUUGGCGUUGGUCAAAGCCAAAGACUUUCAAAAGGCAGGAGAGAUAGUUCUUUGGCUGAACAGACAGAAAACUCACUAUGGAGGAAGUGGCACCACACAGGCAACCAUUAUGGUGUUCCAAGCCGUGGCGGAAUACCGUGUGCAGGGGAAGAAGCUGCAGGAUGUAAAUCUGCAGGUGGACAUUCAGAUCUCUGGCAGACAGAAGCCUGUGAAGUGGACCUUUAACAAAGGAACCUCCCAAUUGGUCCGGUCUGAGAAGCUCCAGAUUGACCAGAACCUCACUGUUGUUGCCAAAGGAACUGGCAUUGGAGCUAUUUCAGUGUUGACUCUGUACUACGCCAAACCUGUUACAAAGAAGGAUGAAUGCAAAAAUUUUGAACUAGAAGUGAAAAUGGACAAACAAGCUGCUGUAUCUUACGCAGGAGCAUCUGAAACAUAUGAGCUCACCAUUGAAUUAUUUUAUAAGUCUACAGAAAAUGAUGCCACUAUGUCCAUUGUGGAUGUGGGUUUGCUGACAGGCUUCGUUGUGGACCAGAAAGAUUUGGCUGAGCUCAUGACUGGACGAGACAGGUACAUCCAGAAAUUUGAGAUGGAUAAACAGCUGUCAGAAAGAGGUUCCCUCAUCAUCUACCUGGAUAAGGUCUCUCAUAAGCACAGAGACAAGAUUGUUUUCAGGGUUCACGAAGUAAUAAAAGUGGGUCUUCUUCAACCUGCUGGAAUCACUGUGUAUGAAUACUAUUCUCCAGAUAAACGCUGUGUGAAGUUCUACCAUCCCGACAAGAAAGAAGGCCACCUUAACAGAAUAUGCCACAAAGAUGUGUGUCGUUGUGCUGAAGAAAACUGCAGUUCACAAAAGAGAGAGAGAGUGGACGACAGAGACCGUGAAGAAAAAGCUUGCAAUACUGGCAUGGAUUACGUUUACAAAGUUAUCUUGGAAACAACAGAAUUCACCGUUUACACAGAUGUGUACCGCAUGAGAAUUGAUAAAGUUGUGAAAGAAGGCACUGAUGCUGGUGUGGAGGGCAAGGUCAAGACAUUCAUAGCUCACUCUAACUGCAGAGAGACCCUCAGCCUGGAGAAGGGGAAGAGUUACCUGAUCAUGGGACAUUCCUCAGACUUAACGAAGACUGAGGGAGUAUGGCAGUAUUUACUGGGUGAGCAGACAUGGAUUGAGUACUGGCCCACUAGAGAGGAAGGCCAAACUCCAGAGUACAGAAAGAGGUAUACAGGCAUCGCAGGACUAGUCCACAUGCUCAUGUUCCGAGGAUGCAGCACAUAA
This is a messenger RNA of Chanos chanos (milkfish), 4953 nucleotides long. Its product is annotated as complement C3-like. The record is from RefSeq and is a predicted model, not a curated record. The transcript is spliced from 41 exons. Gene Ontology annotation, molecular function: protein binding; endopeptidase inhibitor activity. Gene Ontology annotation, cellular component: extracellular region. Lineage: Eukaryota; Metazoa; Chordata; Actinopteri; Gonorynchiformes; Chanidae. The coding region runs from base 28 to 4953 and encodes 1641 amino acids.